This is a messenger RNA of Neltuma alba, 1061 nucleotides long. RefSeq names its product probable acylpyruvase FAHD1, mitochondrial. Gene Ontology annotation, molecular function: acetylpyruvate hydrolase activity. The coding region runs from base 8 to 814 and encodes 268 amino acids. The transcript has 7 exons. Gene Ontology annotation, cellular component: mitochondrion. The record is from RefSeq and is a predicted model, not a curated record. NCBI's taxonomy places the organism in Eukaryota, Viridiplantae, Streptophyta, Magnoliopsida, Fabales, Fabaceae.
GCUUGUAAUGAUCCAUAACGGCGGCCCCGUCCCCGUCCCCGUCCCCGUCCCCGUCGUCUCCUACAGGAUACGAUCAGCGCAGCCAAAACUGAAAUUCCUGAAGGCAAAAGCUUCAGAACAGCAGGUCCAGUUCAGAGCGAUGGCAACGACAGCUUACCAGAAGCUGCUGCAAGUUGGCACUAAGAUCGUCGCUGUUGGUAGAAACUACGCUGCUCACGCUAAGGAACUCGGCAACGCCGUUCCCAAGGAGCCCGUCUUGUUUCUGAAACCAACGUCGUCCUACUUGGAAAAUGGAGGAACAAUCGAAGUCCCACACAACGUGGAUUCUCUGCAUCAUGAGGUCGAGUUGGCGGUGGUGAUCGGGAAGAAGGCUCGUGAUGUACCCGAGUCUUCUGCUAUGGAUUAUGUCGGAGGUUAUGCCCUCGCACUAGAUAUGACAGCGAGGGACCUCCAAGAUGUAGCAAAGUCUGCAGGUCUUCCAUGGAGUUUGGCUAAAGGGCAGGAUACUUUCACACCAAUUAGUUCUGUUUUGCCCAAGACUGCAGUGCCAGACCCCCAUGAUAUAGAAUUAUGGUUAAAGGUAGAUGAUGAAAUACGGCAGAAAGGCUCAACCAAGGACAUGAUUUUUAAGAUACCAUUUCUAAUUAGCCACAUAAGCUCCAUCUUUACCCUCUUUGAAGGAGAUGUGAUACUUACGGGCACUCCCCCCGGUGUUGGUCCUGUGAAGCCAGGUCAGAAGAUCACUGCAGGCAUUACAGGCCUUUUGGACACAAACUUCAAUGUUGAGAAAAGAAAAGGGCCUGGUAAUCCUUGAUCUGGGGUCAUCAUUAUUCAUUAACCCCUUGUGGUUUUGUUUUAGGCUUAGCGCAGCAGGAGUUCUGGUGCUUAGAAUAAGAAAAAGAAUAGAAAAGCAACCUACAAACUCUUGCAUUAUUAGGAAUUUGUAAGGCAAUAAGCCACUUGUCAGUUUGUGUUCUGUUUGGGGAUAUUGAAUCAGUGCAAUCAAUCGAAGUGGCACUGUUGUUUCCAGUCCAACUUAUUUGCAUAUCUUUCUCUACAAA